Aspergillus wentii DTO 134E9 is the source of this 759-nucleotide messenger RNA. RefSeq lists its product as uncharacterized. Lineage: Eukaryota; Fungi; Ascomycota; Eurotiomycetes; Eurotiales; Aspergillaceae. The transcript is spliced from 3 exons. Bases 1 to 759 code for a protein of 252 amino acids. The record is from RefSeq and is a predicted model, not a curated record.
AUGUCCCACCGAAACCACAGAUUCGACCCCAUCGUCAUCGACGACGACGACGACGAAGACGACGAAGCAGGAGGCAUGCAAGUCGACUUUUCCCACCAACAGCGCCAGCGUGGGAUGUUUGGCUACGAUACACCAGAUCACAUCCGCGGCUCUCCAUCAAUAUACCACACAUCUAUCGAGCAGGAGAAGAAAGUCCGUAGCCGGCUCCGCGAAGAGAGACAUGCGGCGCUGUCGGUGCUUAUGGAUAGGGAACUUUUGAUGGUUCAGGCUUUGGCUGCUCAGGAGACCCUCCCCCAAACCCGCCGCCGCUUCCUGACAAAACUCAUCGCCCCCGAAGACCCCGACAUCGCGGCCUCAAUCCGCGCAGACCGAUUCAUCAUCCAAGCUCAGCCUCAGUAUUCGGCAUCUUCGUCGUCGUCGUCGAAUACCGUGCCUGUGCCUGUGUGUAGAAAUAUCGUUGAUGUCUGUGAAACCGACGAUGCGGGGUGGAUGAAGCCGAAGCCGAAGACUAGGGAAAUGGCUUCCUCCUCACCUGUGGGUGGGGGUGCGAGUGGGUCUGUGUCGAUGUCGUCUUCGGCUAAGAGUGGGAAGAGUAAUAGUCGGACGCCGGAUCGGGGGAGGAUGGGGAAGGCGAGGGCGUCGAGUAGUCGGCAUCAUCAUCAUAAUCAGCAGCAGAAUCGGGAGAGGGAUCGACGGAGGAGGUGGAGUGGGGCGGAGAGGGAUGAUGGGGGGUUUGCGGUGCAGAGGUUUUCGCCUUGA